Messenger RNA from Galeopterus variegatus (Sunda flying lemur), 4858 nucleotides. It is a transcript of the gene ABCC9, whose product is annotated as ATP-binding cassette, sub-family C (CFTR/MRP), member 9. Gene Ontology annotation, molecular function: ATP hydrolysis activity; sulfonylurea receptor activity; ATP binding. Lineage: Eukaryota; Metazoa; Chordata; Mammalia; Dermoptera; Cynocephalidae. Gene Ontology annotation, cellular component: membrane. The coding region runs from base 141 to 4427 and encodes 1428 amino acids. The record is from RefSeq and is a predicted model, not a curated record. The transcript has 38 exons. Gene Ontology annotation, biological process: potassium ion transport; transmembrane transport.
UUUGGAAGGUAGCGCAAGUGCACCCAUAAGGGUUUGAAGCAGCGUCAAGCCAUUGCCCAAGGAAAAUACGAUUUACGACCAUUGCUAAAUCAAUUAUCAAUGAAAGGAAAGAGAGAAAAGAGUAAACCAUAUAAGAAGAAAUGAGCCUUUCAUUUUGUGGUAACAACAUUUCUUCAUAUAAUAUCUAUGAUGGUGUACUACAAAAUCCCUGCUUUGUGGAUGCCCUCAACCUGGUCCCUCAUGUCUUCCUGUUGUUUAUCACUUUCCCCAUAUUGUUUAUUGGGUGGGGGAGCCAAAGCUCAAAAGUACAAAUUCAUCACAACACGUGGCUUCAUUUUCCUGGACAUAACCUGAGAUGGAUUCUUACAUUCGCUCUUCUCUUUGUGCAUGUUUGUGAAAUAGCAGAAGGCAUUGUUUCAGAUUCGCGCCGGGAGUCGCGCCAUCUCCAUCUCUUCAUGCCGGCCGUGAUGGGAUUCGUUGCCACUACGACAUCAAUAGUAUAUUAUCAUAAUAUUGAAACAUCAAAUUUUCCUAAAUUACUUCUAGCCUUGUUCCUGUAUUGGGUGAUGGCCUUUAUUACAAAGACAAUAAAAUUGGUUAAGUACUGGCAGUCUGGUUGGGGAGUAUCAGACCUGCGUUUCUGCAUCACAGGCAUGAUGGUCAUCUUGAAUGGGCUCCUGAUGGCUGUGGAGGUCAAUGUCAUUCGGGUCAGGAGAUAUGUGUUCUUCAUGAAUCCCCAGAAAGUAAAGCCUCCUGAAGACCUCCAAGAUCUGGGUGUGAGAUUUCUUCAGCCGUUUGUGAAUUUACUGUCAAAAGCAACAUACUGGUGGAUGAACACACUUAUCAUAUCUGCUCAUAAAAAGCCUAUUGAUUUAAAGGCAAUUGGAAAGUUGCCAAUAGCAAUGAGGGCAGUAACAAAUUAUGUUUGCCUGAAAGAUGCAUAUGAAGAACAAAAGAUUUCAGAAACCCUCUCAUCAAAGGAAUUUCUUGAAAAUGCUUAUGUUCUAGCAGUUCUUCUCUUCUUGGCUCUUAUUCUGCAAAGAACUUUUUUGCAGGCUUCCUACUAUGUAACCAUAGAGACUGGCAUUAACCUCCGCGGAGCUCUGCUGGCCAUGAUAUACAAUAAAAUUCUUAGGCUGUCUACGUCUAACUUAUCCAUGGGUGAGAUGACCCUGGGACAGAUCAACAACUUGGUUGCCAUUGAAACCAAUCAACUCAUGUGGUUCUUGUUCCUGUGUCCCAAUCUAUGGGCUAUGCCUGUUCAGAUCAUAAUGGGAGUGAUUCUGCUCUAUAAUUUACUUGGAUCAAGUGCAUUGGUUGGUGCAGCUGUCAUUGUGCUCCUUGCGCCAAUUCAGUACUUCAUCGCUACGAAGUUGGCAGAAGCUCAGAAGAGCACUCUCGAUUAUUCCACUGAGAGACUGAAGAAAACAAAUGAAAUAUUGAAAGGCAUCAAACUUCUAAAGUUGUAUGCCUGGGAGCACAUUUUCUGCAAAAGCGUGGAGGAAACAAGAAUGAAAGAACUAUCCAGUCUCAAAACCUUUGCACUUUAUACAUCACUCUCCAUCUUCAUGAACGCAGCAAUUCCCAUAGCAGCCGUGCUUGCUACGUUUGUAACCCACGCAUAUGCCAGCGGGAACAAUCUGAAACCUGCCGAGGCCUUUGCUUCACUGUCUCUCUUUCAUAUCCUGGUCACACCACUGUUCCUGCUCUCCACAGUGGUCAGAUUUGCAGUCAAAGCCAUCAUAAGUGUUCAAAAGCUGAAUGAGUUUCUCUUGAGUGAUGAGAUUGGUGACGACAGUUGGCGAACUGGUGAAGGUUCUCUUCCUUUUGAGUCCUGUAAGAAACACACCGGAGUUCAGCCAAAAACUAUAAACAGGAAGCAGCCUGGAAGAUAUCACCUGGACAGCUAUGAGCAAUCAACACGACGUCUGCGUCCCGCAGAGACAGAGGAUAUUGCAAUAAAGGUCACAAAUGGAUACUUUUCAUGGGGCAGUGGUUUAGCUACGUUAUCCAAUAUAAAUAUUCAAAUUCCAACAGGUCAGUUAACCAUGAUUGUGGGCCAAGUAGGAUGUGGGAAGUCUUCUCUUCUCCUGGCCAUCCUUGGUGAGAUGCAGACGCUGGAAGGAAAAGUUCACUGGAGCAAUAGAAACAGGUAUUCUGUGGCUUAUGCAGCUCAGAAGCCUUGGUUAUUAAAUGCUACAGUAGAAGAAAAUAUUACCUUUGGAAGCCCUUUCAACAAACAGAGGUACAAAGCUGUGACAGAUGCCUGUUCUCUUCAGCCAGAUAUUGACUUAUUACCAUUUGGAGACCAAACUGAAAUUGGAGAGAGAGGCAUCAACCUGAGUGGGGGGCAGAGGCAGAGAAUCUGUGUGGCACGAGCUCUUUAUCAAAACACCAACAUUGUCUUCUUGGAUGAUCCAUUCUCUGCCCUGGACAUCCACUUGAGUGAUCACUUAAUGCAGGAAGGGAUUUUGAAAUUUCUACAAGAUGACAAAAGGACACUCGUUCUUGUGACUCACAAAUUACAAUAUCUGACACAUGCUGACUGGAUCAUAGCCAUGAAAGAUGGAAGUGUACUAAGAGAAGGGACUUUGAAGGACAUUCAAACCAAAGAUGUUGAGCUUUAUGAACACUGGAAAACACUUAUGAAUCGGCAGGAUCAAGAAUUAGAAAAGGAUAUGGAAGCUGACCAAACAACUUUAGAGAGAAAAACUCUCCGAAGAGCCAUGUAUUCAAGAGAGGCCAAAGCCCAAAUGGAGGAUGAAGACGAAGAGGAGGAAGAGGAGGAAGAUGAAGAUGAUGAUAUGUCCACUGUAAUGAGGCUCAGGACUAAAAUGCCAUGGAAAACCUGUUGGCGAUACCUCACUUCUGGAGGAUUCUUCUUGCUCUUCCUAAUGAUGUUCUCUAAGCUUUUGAAGCAUUCAGUCAUCGUAGCUAUAGACUAUUGGCUGGCCACAUGGACGUCAGAGUACAAUAUAAACAAUACUGGAAAAGCUGAUCAGACCUUCUAUGUGGCUGUAUUUAGCAUGCUUUGUGGAGCAGGUAUUUUCCUUUGCCUUGUUACAUCGCUCACUGUAGAAUGGAUGGGUCUCACAGCUGCUAAAAAUCUUCACCACAAUCUCCUCAAUAAGAUAAUUCUUGGACCAAUAAGGUUCUUUGAUACCACACCCCUGGGACUGAUUCUCAAUCGCUUUUCAGCUGAUACUAAUAUCAUUGAUCAGCACAUCCCUCCGACGUUGGAAUCUCUAACUCGGUCCACACUUCUCUGCCUGUCGGCCAUCGGGAUGAUUUCUUAUGCUACUCAUGUGUUCCUGGUUGCUCUUGUGCCUCUUGGGGUUGCCUUUUAUUUUAUCCAGAAAUACUUCCGAGUUGCCUCUAAGGACCUCCAGGAACUCGAUGACAGUACCCAGCUCCCUCUGCUUUGCCACUUCUCAGAAACAGCCGAAGGACUCACCACCAUUCGGGCCUUUAGGCAUGAAACCAGAUUUAAGCAACGUAUGCUGGAACUGACGGACACAAACAACAUUGCCUACUUAUUUCUCUCAGCUGCCAACAGAUGGCUGGAGGUUAGGACGGAUUAUCUGGGAGCUUGCAUUGUCCUCACUGCAUCGAUUGCAUCCAUUAGUGGGUCUUCCAAUUCUGGAUUGGUGGGCUUGGGUCUUCUGUAUGCACUGACGAUAACCAAUUAUUUAAAUUGGGUUGUGAGGAACUUGGCUGACCUGGAGGUCCAGAUGGGUGCAGUGAAGAAAGUGAACAGUUUUUUGACUAUGGAGUCUGAGAACUAUGAAGGCACUAUGGAUCCUUCACAAGUUCCAGAACACUGGCCACAGGAAGGGGAGAUUAAGAUUCACGAUCUGUGUGUCAGAUAUGAAAAUAAUCUGAAACCUGUUCUUAAACAUGUCAAGGCUUACAUCAAACCUGGGCAGAAGGUGGGCAUAUGUGGUCGCACUGGCAGUGGGAAGUCAUCCUUAUCUCUGGCUUUCUUCAGAAUGGUUGAUAUUUUUGAUGGAAAGAUUGUCAUUGAUGGGAUAGACAUUUCUAAAUUACCACUGCACACACUACGUUCUAGGCUUUCUAUCAUUCUGCAGGAUCCAAUACUGUUCAGCGGUUCUAUUAGAUUUAAUUUAGAUCCAGAGUGCAAAUGCACAGAUGACAGACUAUGGGAGGCUCUAGAAAUUGCUCAAUUGAAGAAUAUGGUCAAAUCUCUACCAGGAGGUCUAGCUCAAGAAAACAUUUUGCAGAAAGUGGUAAUGACAGCCUUUGCAGACCGCACCGUUGUUACAAUAGCUCAUCGGGUUCACACUAUUUUGACGGCAGACCUGGUUAUUGUGAUGAAGCGAGGAAAUAUUUUAGAAUAUGACACCCCAGAAAGCCUCUUGGCUCGGGAAGAUGGAAUAUUUGCUUCUUUUGUUCGCGCAGACAUGUGAAGGGGCAUCUUAAAAAUGAUACAUGUAUUUAAAAUAAUGCAGUUUUAACCUACUUAUUGGAUCAUCAGCUUGAACUUUGUAAAGUGGCAGCUUAAACUUUACAGAUUUUUGCACAAGAAAAGAAGUUUAUAUUUCUUUUUUCUGUUUUUAAAGGUAUUACUGCUGAUAUGUUCAUUACUGAUUUUCUAAUGAUUAAGCCACUUUACCUUUAAGAAUAGCAGUUGUAUUAAAACAUGUUAGCUACUUUAAGUAGUAAAUCAACAGCUUAUGUUUUCUCAUAACUUUAAGUCUGGUAAACUUCUCUCAGGCAUAGAAGUUGCAAUGAGUAGUCAGCAUUAUUACACUCUUAUUUGUAAGAAUAUAUUUUUCUUGUUGGAGUCUCCAAAUGCCGUCGGAAGAGAAUAAAAGAAGGCUGUGUUUUCUAAUGAAAC